This is a messenger RNA of Orussus abietinus, 3051 nucleotides long. RefSeq lists its product as uncharacterized. The coding region runs from base 1 to 3051 and encodes 1016 amino acids. Lineage: Eukaryota; Metazoa; Arthropoda; Insecta; Hymenoptera; Orussidae. The record is from RefSeq and is a predicted model, not a curated record. The transcript is spliced from 7 exons.
AUGACUUCUCGAAGCAGAAAACGACUAGAUGGUAGAGAAAAUGAAAUUCGGAUAGCAAAAUUGUUGCAAAGCAGUUUGCUGACAUUGGAGGAAGAAAACCGUGCCCUAAGGCUUACCAUUACCAAAAGAAAAGAGGAAAUUGCGAAGGAAUUGAGGUUCAAAUCGGAUCCAAAUAUUUUUUCCAAAAAUGCAGGUAAAGGAGAGGAUGCAAUACUUGAAGCGACCAAACAUUUCUAUGAUCACGCAAAAGAUGAACUUAUGAAGAUCGAAGAAAUCUGCCAGGAAUACCAUCUAAAAAUAAUGACCGACGUUUCAGCUGAGGGGAAGGAACGUCUUCAGCUCCCGUCUCGUGUGCCCUUUGCGAAAAUCAUAAAAAUCUUAGAGAAACAAAAUUUCCACAUCACUGAUUCGUUCAACGAGGAAGGGAAUGAAUCUUGCAAGUGUCUUUGGAAAAAUACAGCUCUUCCAAAUUUGGAGCCCACUCGAAAUGUCAUUUCUAGACCAAAAGAAACAGGAUUCUCGAAAUUCGACGAUUCUGACCUUAAAUUCAAGCAAGAACUUACGUUACUUCGAAUGAAGACCUUCUCGAGGAUGAAAUCCAUCGAAAAGCCAAUUUUUGAAGCAGAGUCUUUCAAGGAACCACUCGAAGGUCGUAGGUCGACCAUCGGUUUAUCUUCGAACAGGGAUUUUAUUGAGAAAGUCAUGAAAAUGGAUUCUUUUGUCACUCCUUCCGUUGAGGAGGCAAAAAAAAUUGGUUAUUUGAAAUUCGUCGAUGCUUCAUUUAAAGAUUGCCCAAUCUGGACGAAACUGUUGGAUGCUCAUGGUAGGCAAUUGCGUUCCAAGUGGUGUUUGGUGUUGCGUCCACAAAUCGAAAAGUUGCUGAGGAAUCGUAGGGUUCCCAGUAUCCGCUUAAACUCAACGUCAACCUUCAAGUUCCUUUCAAAAAUCCCAGAGAACGGGGUGAAUUUUACCUUAUCGAAGAGGGAUUUGCUGCAGCUGUUGGCCGUUCAAAAUGAAGCAAAGUGGUUGAAUAGUUGGGUACCACAAAUGCAUGAGAUGGAUGGAAAAGACGUAGCCGCCAUGAUUAUACAAAAAACCUGGCGUGGUCAUCAAGUAAUUGCCAUACAAAUUCGACUGCUUUCCCGCAAAAGGUUGAAGGAGUCAGAAUGCAAAUAUAUAGCAGCAAGUGUCUUGUGGUGUUCGUGGAUCGUUGUGAAGAAGAAGCGUCAGAUGCAUGAGCGAUAUCUGCGAAGAAUGCUGACAUCUCUAACAGAAACGAAAGAACUGAUGAAGGAGUUGAUCCGGGAUUUUGAUAAAUUAAUUCAGGGGCCUCACGUGGUAGUCCAUCUGCCAUCACUGGGUUAUCGUCUUGACGCCAGGAGAAACUUGCCAGCUAAGGUGUUCAGAAUUCAGCAGAAUUUUAUGAGCCUGAAGAUAUCCUUCCUGAGGAAUCCCAACGCCGAGGUCAUCUACAUUCUACCAGUGAAAGCGACGCAGAACCUUCUGGCCAUGUACUACGACAUCUUAGAGUCUGUUCAACCUGGAGGAAACUAUCGAGAACGAAUUACGUUUCUGAGUUUAUCAGAGGCAAAGACCUUUGAGAACCGAUCUCUGAACGUCUCCAGGAUUCUCCAUUGUUCCAAGGAUACCAUGGAAGCUAUCUUGCAGAAAGUCUCUGAUAAACCCGCGUACAUCCUGCCCUGGAUAAUGGACGAGUGCGAUGUCAGGGUGUCUGGGAACCUGAAGAUCCCCUAUUUAUGUCCAGAAAUGGCGCUCCAGCAGGAUCUCCUGAACAAGUCCUUCGUGUCGGACUUCAUAAAAAAGUUAGGCCUCAGUCAGCCUGUCUGCGUUUCCAACAUCAAGGACUACAACAGUCUUUGCUCGAACCUGGCUGAACUGAUCUGCUCCAACUGCGAGAUCUGCAUGUGGCUGAUCAAGCUCAACCUGGCUGCUUCUAAGCAGAACUCUGCCAUCUUUCUUAUAAAUCACAUAACGGUCCCUUUCAUGCCAGAAUUGAGGAAGCAGGCUGAAUUUUACGGAGACAGGUGGAAGGCUGAACCUGAAUUGAGGUCGGAGUUCCAGAGGAUGUUGGCAGGACACUUGCCUAGAGUCGUUUCGAUGGCUGCCAGGAUCCCAUCGUUAUUUAGGUCUUGGAAGGAGUUCUACAGUCACAUGGUCAAGGUUGGGUGUCUGAUACAAGCUGUACUCAGCAAGAAAGUCCACACUUCGGUGAUCGUUAACCUUUUUAUCCCUGGACUUAGUUCUGGGAGGAAACCAGAGUGGACGGGCACUGCUGACCAGAUACGUUUAGAGGACGCUCACUUCUCAACAUUUGGCUUCAUGUUCCCGAUGAGCUCGAUGAACGUCGCAGAGUUGAAGCCAUCAGUCGAUGAGAUUUCAAGGGCUCUUCAAGAGAAGGGCUAUUUCGGCUAUCUGGCCAUAGACUUGUAUUGUUAUCCCACGAAGAACCAGGAGAAAAUGAAGGUCUUAGUGGUGGACAUGGACCCAUAUUACAGCUACUCCCAGAAUUUCAUCGACUGGGUGAUCUUCGCCAUCAAAGGAAGUUAUGAUGUCGAUGCCAACACCUUCGAGGCGGGCAUUGAUGUCACCCAUGAAUCUCGCAGGAGACAAUCCUCUGUCAUGAUGUCGGACGUGAAGCUUCCAACUUGGGACGACACUUCCGAACGUUGUGCAGUCGGGAUCGAGCAAUUGUUCCAUGGGGCCCUGAGUUCUUACAAAUGGCCGAGGUUGAAGCUGAUCGCAGAGAGUUCCGGAAUCAAGUUCGACCCAGUAAAACUGCAAGGGGCCCAUUUCUUGCUGCACGAUGGAGAACACAGGUUAACCGGGACCAUGGUCUGCAUCAGCCCGGCCAUGAAGACGACUCUUUCGAUGACUGAAAAGAUCCUGCGAAAAUUCUCCCGAGCCCUCAGCUCCACGUCGAAGAAGACGGAGACCAACAUGCUGAAGGCUGCUUCACUCUUCUCUCAACUGGCUUUAGACUAUCGCAACGCAAACGUCGACAAAUGUUUCGUCGAGUUUAGGCACUUCUAA